Molecule: messenger RNA, 1635 nt
Organism: Microsporum canis CBS 113480
Lineage: Eukaryota; Fungi; Ascomycota; Eurotiomycetes; Onygenales; Arthrodermataceae
Exons: 7
Coding region: 1-1635 (544 amino acids)
Biological process (GO): proteolysis
Molecular function (GO): serine-type exopeptidase activity; dipeptidyl-peptidase activity
Source: RefSeq, a predicted model, not a curated record
AUGGUCAAGCUCACAGCAUGCCUGCUGCUACUUGUAGCUGCAGUACAAGCAAAACUUCCGGUCACUCCAAUCAGCCAGCUUCGUGCUCAGGCCCAGCGUAACAAUGAACUUGUUGCACGCAGCGAGGAUGUGAAUGCUCAGUUCCCUGCUCAUCAGAUCAAAAUCCCAAUCGACCACUUCCCAAAGAGCCAACGAUAUGAACCUCACACCAUGGAGAAGUUCAACCUGCGAUACUGGUUCGAUGCCAGCCACUACAAGGAGGGUGGCCCAGUGAUUAUUCUGCAUGGUGGAGAGACCGAUGGCGAAGGCCGUAUUCCAUUCCUUCAGAAGGGUAUCCUUGCCCAGCUUGCACAGGCAACGAAUGGUAUCGGUGUUGUGAUGGAGCACCGAUACUAUGGUGGAUCACUUCCAACUCGCGAUUUCUCGAACAAGAGCUUGAGAUUCUUGACAACCGAACAGGCCCUCGCUGAUACUGCUUAUUUCUCGCAGAAUAUCAAGUUCCCUGGCCUUGAAAAAUACAAUCUGACUGCCCCUGGUACUGCUCACAUCGUGUAUGGGGGUUCAUAUGCUGGUGGACAAGUUGCCUUCCUUCGUACUCAGUACCCUGAUGUCUUCUGGGGAGCCAUUUCUUCAUCUGGAGUGACCAAGGCCAUCUAUGACUACUGGCAAUACUUCGAACCCAUCCGCCAGGAAGCUCCUCAGGACUGUGUCCAUGUCACUCAGAACUUUGUUGACAUUGUUGACAACAUCAUUAUUCACGGCAAGAACGCCAACACCACCCAGGAGCUGAAGAACUUGUUUGGACUAGGCCGUCUCCGUGAUGCCGACUUUGCCAAUGCUCUUUCUUCUGGUAUCACUGGAUGGCAAUCCACCAACUGGGACCCUGCCAUCAGUGGCAAGAGCUUCUACAAGUACUGCAGUGACAUCACCAGUGACCGCUAUCUCUACCCGGUGACUGCUGAGCAGAAGGCUUCUGCUAAGCGUAUCAUCGAAGCAGGCGGACACGGUCGUGAGUACCCCGAGAUCCUGCCUCAGCUGCUCAACUUCGUCGGAUGGCUCAACAAGAACACUUUGGCUACAUGCUCCGAGCAGGGCCAGACUGCUGAGGAGUGCUUGAACUCCUAUGAUGAGGAUUUCUACAAGCAAGACAGUGCUGACCAGAGCUGGCGCGCAUGGCCCUGGCAAUACUGCAACGAGUGGGGAUACCUACAGACUGGCAGCGGUACUCCCAAGAACAUCCGCCCUGUCAUCUCCCGACUGAUUGAUCUUCCAUACACCUCCAACAUCUGCAAGCAGGCCUUUGGCAUCACGAAGCCCUCGAACGUCGACCUCGUUAACAAGUACGGUGCUCUUGACAUCGAAUACGACCGUCUCGCUUUUAUUGACGGAGCCUCUGACCCAUGGAAGGAGGCCGGUGUCCACGCUACUGCUGCCAGAAAGCGUAGAACCUCCACUAACAAACCAUAUAUCUUGAUUCCCCAGGCCGUCCAUCACUGGGAUGAAAAUGGACUCUACCCCAACGAGACCACUGCCGAGCUCCCACCACAGAGGAUCAAGGAUGUUCAGGCUGAGGAGGCCCGCUUCGUCAAGGAAUGGAUGAAGGAAUGGAAGCAAAAGCAUUCCCACAGAGCCUAG